UAUGAACUGUAUUCAAAAUCCAUUCAUUCUCUUGUAAACAAGUAAAGUUAUAGUGUUCUUGUUAAUUGUUUAUAUUUGCGGUAAUAUUAAACGCAAAUUAAUUUACUAGCUGUUUUCUAAUUCAAUCGCUUAGCGCAAAGGGAGAAGUACAAAAAUGUCGAUUUUAAAUUACAACGGCAGCGCGAUGGUCGCAAUGAAGGGGGACAAGUGCGUUUCGAUCGCGACCGAUAAAAGGUUCGGCGUACAGGCGCUCACGGUUUCGAUGGACUUCCCGAAGGUGUUCGAAAUGGGCCCCCACCUAUAUCUCGGCCUGCCCGGUCUCGCGACCGACAUACAGACAGUUUUCGAAAAGCUGCGUUUCAGAAAGAACUUAUUCGAGCUGAGGGAAAAUAGGAAAAUGUCGCCUAAGGUUUUUAGCGCGAUGGUUUCGAAUAUGCUUUACGAGAAGCGAUUCGGUCCGUUCUUCGUCGAGCCCAUCGUAGCCGGACUAGAUCCGUUCACUUACGUUCCGUACGUGUGCAACAUGGAUUUAAUUGGUUGUCGGAACGAACCGGAGGACUUCGUUACCGGCGGAUCUGCUUCCGCGCAAUUGUUCGGCAUGUGCGAGUCACUGUGGGAACCCAAUAUGGGUCCUGAGGAUUUAUUUGAGACUACUUCUCAGGCCUUAAUUAAUGCGUUUGAUCGUGAUGCCAUUUCUGGAUGGGGUGCGAUUGUUCAUAUCAUAGAGAAAGACAAAGUAACAACGCGUGAAUUGAAAACCCGUAUGGAUUAGGAAGGAGGUGUUAUUUAUAAAAAUUUUUAUAUAAUAAAGCAGAAAUAUGCAA
Messenger RNA from Photinus pyralis (common eastern firefly), 824 nucleotides. It is a transcript of the gene Prosbeta3, whose product is annotated as proteasome subunit beta type-3. The transcript has 3 exons. The coding region runs from base 155 to 772 and encodes 205 amino acids. Gene Ontology annotation, cellular component: proteasome core complex; proteasome core complex, beta-subunit complex. NCBI's taxonomy places the organism in Eukaryota, Metazoa, Arthropoda, Insecta, Coleoptera, Lampyridae. Gene Ontology annotation, biological process: proteasome-mediated ubiquitin-dependent protein catabolic process. The record is from RefSeq and is a predicted model, not a curated record.